AAGGAUAAGGACUGGAGACAAACUACUGACCGAACAAAUCGAACCGGAGCCUCUUCAGCUCGGAUCCUCAGGCGCAGAGCGAAGGAUCAGAGUUGAGGCAAGUCAUGAUCUCGCAAUUCUUUGUGCUGUCGCAGAGAGGUGACAACAUCGUCUUCCGCGACUACCGUGGUGAUGUACAAAAAGGAAGUGCAGAAAUAUUUUUCCGCAAAGUGAAGUUCUGGAAAGAAGAUGGUGAAGAGGAAGCACCACCUGUGUUUAAUGUGGAUGGUGUGAACUACUUCCAUGUGAAGGUUGUUGGAUUGCUGUUUGUUGCAACCACGAGAACCAAUGUAUCACCUUCUCUUGUCUUGGAGCUUUUACAGAGGAUUGCACGCGUCGUCAAAGAUUAUCUUGGAGUUCUCAAUGAAGAUUCAAUUCGAAAGAAUUUUGUGCUUGUGUAUGAAUUGCUGGAUGAAGUUGUUGAUUUUGGUUAUGUACAAACGACAUCCACUGAACUCCUGAAGUCCUUUAUAUUCAAUGAGCCAAUUGUGGUUGAUGUUGCACGUUUACAAGCCCUUGGCCCUGCUGGCCUCUUUAUGCAAGGUACCAAAAGGAUGCCAGGGACAGCUGUUACGAAAUCGGUUGUUGCAAAUGAACCUGCGGGUAGAAAGAGGGAGGAAAUUUUUGUGGAUAUAAUUGAGAAAAUAAGUGUUACAUUCAGCUCUAGUGGUUAUAUACUGACUUCGGAGAUUGAUGGCACUAUUCAAAUGAAAAGUUAUCUUAGUGGAAAUCCAGAAAUCCGGUUAGCCCUCAAUGAUGAUUUGAGCAUAGGAAGAGGCGGCAGAUCUAUCUAUGACUAUAGUGGUUCCUCUGGAUCUGGAGCAGUGAUUCUGGAUGAUUGUAAUUUCCAUGAAUCUGUUCAUCUUGAUAGUUUUGAUGUGGACAGGACUCUGUCUUUGGUGCCGCCAGAUGGGGAAUUUCCUGUCAUGAAUUACCGCAUAACCCAGGAAUUCAAGCCUCCUUUUCGCAUCAACGCUUUGAUUGAACAAGCUGGGCCACUUAAGGCUGAAGUUAUUCUGAAAAUACGUGCUGAAUAUGCCUCAAGCAUCACUGCAAACACUAUUCUAGUGCAGAUGCCACUACCAACAUAUACCACCAGAGUGAGUUUUGAGUUGGAACCUGGCGCUGUUGGACAAGUGACUGAUUUCAAGGAGUCCAAUAAGAGGCUUGAGUGGGGUCUUAAAAAGAUUGUUGGUGGAUCUGAACAUACACUGCGUGCAAAGCUUACGUUUUCCCAGGAAUUACAUGGAAACAUCACUAAGGAAGCUGGACCUGUCAGUAUGAACUUUACAAUACCAAUGUAUAAUGCCUCGAGGCUUCAGGUGAAGUACUUGCAGAUAGCCAAGAAAUCCAAAACCUUCAAUCCGUAUCGGUGGGUGAGAUAUGUUACCCAGACCAAUUCAUACGUUGCUCGUAUUUAACCCAAGGGAAGUCAUCCUUUUCGUUCCAUUCUCUUCUUUUCUUUUUGUUUCCUUCUUUUAGUCCAUACGGAUUCUAAAGAAUUUGACAAA
Rhododendron vialii is the source of this 1550-nucleotide messenger RNA. Its product is annotated as AP-4 complex subunit mu. The record is from RefSeq and is a predicted model, not a curated record. NCBI's taxonomy places the organism in Eukaryota, Viridiplantae, Streptophyta, Magnoliopsida, Ericales, Ericaceae. The coding region runs from base 105 to 1460 and encodes 451 amino acids. Gene Ontology annotation, biological process: protein targeting; Golgi to lysosome transport. Gene Ontology annotation, cellular component: trans-Golgi network; cytoplasmic vesicle; clathrin adaptor complex. The transcript has 13 exons.